UUUGUUUGCAGCCAUUUUCACAUGUCAGUGUAAACGUUGAGUUUGGGGGCAGCAGCAGGAUUUAAAGUGACAGGAUGCCCUAAAACAGCUGAAAAUACAAAACUGAGACCAAAAUCUCAUCAUCUAAAUGAUUUUUAUCUGAGAAAAAUGUCAUGAAGAUGUUUCAGAGCCCAUUGAGCCAUCCUGACAUGUUCAUUAGCUUUAACACCUGGAAUCACUGGAAGCAUUUCUCUAAGAAAGCAGGAAACCAUGGAGAGGAGGAGGGACUGACUGUGAGGAGGAGGAGGAGGAUGAAGAGGGAGAUAAGAAGCAGGGGGAGGAGAGGAGAGAGGCAUUGUGGGACCAUCGUUAUCCAGCAGCAGCAGCUGCUCCUCUCCCUCCAUGCCGGGACCCUGCAGCCGGAACGCCGGCCGUCUUUCUUUUGUCUGGAGCCGGUUUGAGGAAAAGCGCGGCGUGUUUGGAGUGUUUCUAUUUUCCGGCAGCAGAUGAAGGAAGGUGUCUGGACGGCUGAGCGCAGCGAGACCUCAGGAUCUGAGCGCCGGGUGAUGAGAGGAAGACGAGGAGCUGCUCUGCAGCAUCACUCUUCCUCCUGAUUGUCUCCCCGCCUGCAGCAGCUGCAGCAGCAGCUGCAGCAGCAGUGCAGUCUGGCUGCAUUAUGAGUCUGAGGGUAACCGCCGCUGCAGGCCAGGCGGCCGCUGAGGGGGGCGGAGGGACAUGCUGACUGAAGGACAAUGACCUGGCUUUGUUUUCUGAGCUGCAAGCAGACCAGCAUGUUGAGGAUUUAAAGGGACGCAGUCUGAACAUGGGAUGACCGCUGAGUGGCGCUGAACCCGACCCAACAUGAACUCCUCCUCCAGUCCGAACCAGAGCGGCUCUCCUUUGUUCUGCCUGCUGGGAGCGGUGGGUUACUCCCCCAGCCUGGACACCUGCCUGCUGGAGGUGGUCAUCAUCCUCUUCCUCGCUGUGCUCAUCAUCGCCGGGAACCUGCUGGUGAUCUUCGUCUUCCACUGCGCGCCGCUGCUGCACCACCACAGCACCGGACACUUCAUCCAGACCAUGGCCUGCGCCGACCUGCUGGUGGGCGUCAGCUGCCUGGUUCCGUCUCUGUCCCUGCUGCGCUGCCUGCCGGGCCUGAACCAGCAGCUCGCCUGCAAGGCCUUUGGCUACGCCGUUUCUGUGCUGAAGAGCGUCUCCAUGGCGUCGCUGGCGUGCAUCAGCGUGGACCGCUACAUCGCCAUCACCCGCCCGCUGUCCUACGCCACGCUGGUGACGCCGUGCCGGCUGCGCGCGUGCAUCGUCCUCAUCUGGGUUUACUCCGCCCUCGUCUUCCUGCCGUCCUUCCUGGGCUGGGGGAAGCCCGGCUACCAUGGCGACGUCUUUCAGUGGUGCGCCGAGUCGUGGAGAACCAACGCGACGUUCAGCUCCUUCAUCGUGGCGCUGCUGUACGCGCCGGCGGCGCUCACGGUCUGCUUCACAUAUGGCAGCAUCUUCCGGAUCUGCCGGCAGCACAUCCGGGAGAUCAGCCAGCGCCACGCCCGCUUCGGCGCGCAGGCCACGCCCACCAGGGGCGAGCGCUGCGACGGCUGCACGGACAAGCGCUACGCCAUGGUGCUGUUCCGCAUCACCAGCGUCUUCUACGUGCUCUGGAUGCCCUACAUCCUCUACUUCCUGCUGGAGAGCGCCGGGCUGUACCGCCACAUGGUGGCGUCGUUUCUCACCACGUGGCUCGCCAUCAGCAACAGCUUCUGCAACUGCCUCAUCUACAGCCUGUCCAACAGCGUGUUCAGGAGAGGCCUGGGCAGCCUGCUGCAGCCGCUGCUGCCCGCCUGCCUCGGCUGCGCAGACGGCAGGAAGGCCCCGCCCCCCGGCAGCCUGCGCACCGACACGCGAUGCCACGUCUGACGCGCUGCAGCCGCGGAUCGGCGGAGGGUUGGAGACGCGCCUGCAGGACCUCAGAGAGGCGUCUGCGCUGAUGCCUGCUGGUCCUUCUGACAUGAAGUGGAAACUGCAGUAAAGUGACUCCAAACUGCAUGAGAAAUAUCAAGGCGUGAAUUCAGAGAAUCAAAUAAACUCUUAAAGUCCAGCAAAUGCAAAAAGUUUUUUAAAACAGUUUAUUGUCUCGUUUUUCUGUUUGGGGUCAGGAGAAGAAACAACUUCAGAGUGAAUUUCUUCUUUCUUAUGCUGGAUUUUUGAUAAACUUCCUGUUUCAUUCUGCUAAUAUUUCAACCGUCUUCUAUUGAUGUUGAGUUUAUUUUGGCAAUAUUUCAACUUUUUUGUCAUAUGACUUUAUUUUUGUAAAAGAUCAUCUUUUUUUUAGCCUGACCUUUAUAUUUUGUUAGUUAACUUGAAUUCAAAGUCCAAAUAAAUAGAAGCAACAAAAUACAAGAUGGCCACCUGACAUAUGGAGACUCAAGGAGGUGAUUGGUGGAAAAAAAUCCAUAUUUUGCAAAGCUGUGAUGAAGUGAUGGGAAGCUGCUGAUGGCUGCAGGGAGGAUGCAGUGGAAGCUCCAGAUGUGGAGGAUCUGAGUGAGAAUCUGAUCUGAAUCCAUCAGAUUCAUGGAAAAUGUUGAUUCAUGAAUCAGCUCAGCUCUCUGGCCUGCAGCGUUUCUCCACCUGCACAACAAGGAGACAGACGGUUUAUUUAGCGUUUCGUCAGCAGAGCUGCAGCCUGGAUCUGUUUUCUGUUUGAAGCAGAAAAUGUUUUACUGGUUUUGACUAAAUGCAAAAAAAAAAAGAUCCUGAUUCAUGUCAGGCCUGGAUCUGAUCUGAGGUUUUGGCUCUUUUACUAAUUUUUUCUUCUUAAAGGUUUGAUGUGCUUCUCUCAGCAUUAUGGAGAGUCUGACAGUAACUGCACCUUUUCAAUAUUUAAAACUAAACUAUGUGCUAAAACAUUUUAAAACAAAUGAAUGAAAAAAUUGUUCCUGUUGUGGCUAAUUUUAGAUCAAAUAUUGCUCUAAUCUUGACUAUUGUGGCUGUCAUAAUGUAUCUAAAACAAAACGUGUUGAAUCUUUUAUGUCUGUGCAGCUUUUGAUCCCCUCAUAAAACUGAUCAGUUUAUCAUGUUUUGAAGUUAAUCCAGUAAAAAAGCAGCAGAUCAUUUUAAUAAUCAGGUUUUCAGCUGCAUUUAUCGCACUGAUUGUCACGUUUCUCUGUUUCUAAACUGACUGCAGACAGAAACUGAACGAAGUUUCGUCCAGCUCCGUUUUACGGCUCAGACUUUCACUCUGGCAGCUUCCUGUAACUUUUUACUGUUUUAGAAUGUAAAACAUGGUUUUCUUAAAAAAGAGAUGCUGCUCCUCCAGAAGUUUUUACAACCAGAAAUAAAUUGAAGAGCCAAGAAAAAUGGAGGAUCAUGACUUUAUAACUAACAUUAUUAUUCUAGAAACAUUUUUCAGAUUUGUAUCAUAUAUUAUCACUUUAUUACAGAUUAUUAAAUCUGUGUCACCUGAUGGCAAAACGUUUCACAUUGUCAGAGGCCUGCGUCUGUUUGACCUCCUGGAGGUCAAGAACCUGAAGCUCAACAGCAAAAUAUCACAUUUACACUGUAAAAAACCUUGUCAAAAAUAAUAGGAAUGUUGUAAUAAAGUAUUACUUUGAUGUUUUA
Messenger RNA from Poeciliopsis prolifica (blackstripe livebearer), 3603 nucleotides. Its product is annotated as probable G-protein coupled receptor 21. Lineage: Eukaryota; Metazoa; Chordata; Actinopteri; Cyprinodontiformes; Poeciliidae. Gene Ontology annotation, molecular function: G protein-coupled receptor activity. The coding region runs from base 841 to 1902 and encodes 353 amino acids. The record is from RefSeq and is a predicted model, not a curated record. The transcript has a single exon. Gene Ontology annotation, cellular component: membrane. Gene Ontology annotation, biological process: G protein-coupled receptor signaling pathway.